AUGGUGCAAGGUCACACUGAUCGAGCCAAUACCAAGUGCUUGAUCCAUGGCAAUGGUGGCCGUGACACGACGCAAUCGUUACCAAUGCGAUUAUUCAAGAGCUCUUCCAUCGUGGACAUGGUUUGGUGGUCAAUGUCUGUCAUUUGUCUGAGAGUUGCUUGUCUUUGCUCGCCGGAGACAGCAGACCCUUCAAGACAAGCUGUUGUUGCAUGGCAGCAGCAACAACAGCAGCAGCAGCAGCAGCAGCAGUCAUGCAUGAGCGCGUUCAUAAGUAAUUCAUCACUGGGCCUGGCCCACCUUUGCCCUACGCCGCAACCUGAGCUGCCUCCUACGCACGCUGCCAUGUACAGCAGUCACGCCUCGCAGACGGAAGAGCAUCGCAGCAAGAGAACCUUCCAGCCGAGCAUAACGACUUAUUUUACCUUUGCCGACGACCUUGACAACGACCAAGAAGAUCUGCGGGGUCUAGAUCCGACUACCCGCCCCCGUCAUCACGCCCACCUGCACCACCACCAUAGCAGGGGCUCAACAUCGCAGCGACAGCGACAGAGUCUCGCGCCCACCUUGCCCGGCCAGGUGCAAGCAGACUUGCUCAACGUCGGCAUGCGCGUGCGGAAAGCAGUGCCAGGAGGCUAUAAAACACAAAAGCUCAUGUCCGGCCUGCCAACCAUUACCACGACGCUAGUCCAUAGUCCCACCACUGCGCUCGCCGAUUACGAGGUUAAGCCGUCACGAGAUACCGUCGAAGAUCGCCUCACGCACCAGAGAGAACUGCUACCGUUCUGUGGCCUGAACAAGAUCGCAGGCUACGCCGAGCAACCCACGACCAACCGACACCUAUACGGCGGCGGCCACGACUCUGCCACCCAAGAAUCUACCAACCUCUUCCCCCUCUCUGCCGAAGCCUUCACCCAACCCUUUUCCUCCCAAGGCUCCACCGACUCGGGCUACUCAACCGCCUCGCAACGACUGCCCAAUCCGCUCAAUCCCUCGAAGCGCUCCUGGCACGACGACGAUGAAGUGCGCCCGCUGAAUUCAAACCUCUUCUUCGCGAUGCCAAAGGGAAACCUGGCCGUCGAGGUGGACGAGGUGCCCGUCAGCCCGCUCAGCGAGACACCGCAAAACAUGCUGCCGCAGGUCCGACAGUUUGCGCAGCCGAAAUCUCGCCGGCAGGGCCGGAGGACGGUGUUGUCGGGUGAUGAGGACAUGGACAUGGAGGGGGAGAGUGCAGUCCAUGUGGAGAGGAGGGUGACGGUGGGAAGCGGGAGUGAUUUCGAAGAGGCUGAUUUUUUGCACGAGGUGGAUAUGGGUGGUAUAUGA
This is a messenger RNA of Plenodomus lingam JN3, 1320 nucleotides long. The record is from RefSeq and is a predicted model, not a curated record. Lineage: Eukaryota; Fungi; Ascomycota; Dothideomycetes; Pleosporales; Leptosphaeriaceae.